Molecule: messenger RNA, 3757 nt
Organism: Nelumbo nucifera (sacred lotus)
Lineage: Eukaryota; Viridiplantae; Streptophyta; Magnoliopsida; Proteales; Nelumbonaceae
Source: RefSeq, a predicted model, not a curated record
UGCGAGGUACUACCAAGUUUGUUAAUCGUGUUUUACAGGAUUUCUUCAACAUGGUUACCGUUUUUACGGCCAGCGACAAAAGCUUCAGAUGUUUGUAACGAAGCCAAGUACCAAAGGAACUCGCCCAAUUUCUGAAGAUAUAUAAAGGUGAGAUCGAUUAUCUGGGAUUACCGACUGAGCUUAAAGAAAUGGGUGCUCCGAAGAAGUUGCAGACUGUCUAUUUAUACAUUUGAGUUAGACUAAUACUUCCAAUUUGCUAUAGAAUAAGGCACCAAAGUGCAAAAUCCUUGGGUGCUGUAGAGGUUGACCUACUUCUCUGUUAGAAAUACUUUUCUACGGUAGCGGUAGAUCUGUGUAGCAUGGUAGAUGACUAGAUGCAGAUGCAGUUGGUCGGAGGACAGAUUACCAAAGCGUUUGGAAGGAAACCAUUUGUUUGUCACUCGGUGUAACUGUGUAACACAGUAAGUGGGGUAACGUGUCAUGUUCAGUAACCUUUUCUCCAAACAGUCAAGCUUUUCUCAGAUCAAAUUCUAAUGGUUAGAGGAGUUUUGCUCAAUACAAGUGGAGGGUUUGAGCUGGUAAAAAGUUCGCAAUUAUCAGAUGAACCAAAUUUCAUUGAACCUCCAUCGCUUUCGCCACCUUCUGAAAACCUGCAUUGCCGAGAGAGACCUCGCUACGGGCAAAUCCCUUCAGACGCUCUAUUUAAAGGCCCAAAUACCUCCUUCAACCUACCUCUCCAAUCAUUUUAUUAUCCUCUACUCUAAAUGCGGUCGACUUUCCUCCGCGCGCAAUGCUUUCGACCAGACUCCUUACCCAAAUGUUUUCUCAUUCAAUGCAAUCAUAUCUGCUUACGCUAAAGAGUCGCAACCCCAUAUUGCGCGCCAAUUGUUCGACCAGAUUCCCCAACGUGACAUCGUUUCUUACAACACUCUUAUUUCUGCUUAUGCUGAUUGUGGAGACACCACUUUGGCACUUGAUUUGUUUUCUGAAAUGCGGAAGAUGAAUACCGAAAUAGAUGGGUUCACUCUAUCAGCUGUAAUUACUGCCUGUUGCGAUGACAUGUUUGCAAUUUGUCAAAUUCAUUCGCUCGCGGUUGUGGGUAGUUUUGAUUCUUAUGUUUCCGUAAACAACGCCUUGGUCACUUAUUACAGCAAGAACGGUCAUUUAGAUGAGGCACAAAAGAUCUUUGAUGGAAUGGGAUUGAUUAAGGAUGAGGUUUCUUGGAAUUGUAUGAUUGUGGCAUAUGGGCAGCACAGGGAAGGCUCUAAAGCAUUGGGAUUAUUUCAGGAAAUGGUUCGUAGAGGGGUCAACGUUGACAUGUAUACAUUGGCUAGUGUAUUGACUGCAUUUACUUGCACUGGGGAUAUCUCUGGUGGGCUUCAAUUUCAUGCUCAGCUGAUCAAAACCGGAUAUCACCAAAAUUCCCAUGUAGGGAGCGGUUUGAUUGAUUUAUAUUCAAAAUGCAACCAUGGCAUUUUAGAUUUUAGAAAGGUCUUCGAAGAGAUUACUGCACCAGAUUUGGUUCUUUGGAAUACCAUGAUUUCUGGUUACUCCCAGAAGGAGGAAUCAUCUGAAGAGGCCAUUGAUUGUUUUCGAUGGAUGUUACGUUUUGGUUACCACCCAGAUGAUUGUAGUUUUGUUUGUGUUAUCAGUGCAUGCUCAAACAUGUCAUCUCCGUCACAGGGAAAACAGAUGCAUUCAUUGGCACUUAAAUCUGACAUACCAACAAAUAGAAUCUCGGUGAACAAUGCUCUGAUUGCAAUGUACUCAAAAUGUGGGAAUCUAAAAGAUGCUAGGCGUUUAUUUGAGCAGAUGCCCGACCAUAAUAGCGUUUCAUUUAAUUCAAUGAUUGCAGGUUAUUCACAGCAUGGGCUCAGUAUUGAAUCAUUGCACCUGUUCCACCAAAUGCUAGAAUUGGAGAUUGCACCUACAAGCAUCACCUUCAUCUCUGUCCUUUCUGCAUGUGCACACACUGGAAAGGUGGAUGAAGGUUGGAACUAUUUCAACAUGAUGAAUGACAAAUUUGGGAUCAAACCACAAGCAGAACAUUACUCAUGCAUCAUUGAUCUUCUAGGACGUGCUGGCAAACUGGAUGAAGCUGUGAAGUUGAUUGAGACGAUGCCAUUUGAUCCUGGUUCGAUUGGUUGGGCAGCAUUACUUGGUGCCUGUAGGACACAUAGGAAUAUGGAGCUUGGAGCUAAAGCAGCUGAACAGUUUCUUCUUCUGGAACCUUCCAAUGCAGCUCCCUAUGUCAUGCUUUCAAAUAUUUAUGCUGAUGCUGGCAGAUGGGAUGAGGUUGCAACGAUUAGGAAGCUGAUGAGAGAAAGAGCAGUAAAGAAGAAACCAGGUUGUAGUUGGAUUGAAGUCAACAAGUUGAUCCACACAUUUUUUGCUGAAGAUGGUUCACACCCUAGGAUAAAGGAAAUAUAUGGGUUCUUGGAGGAGAUGUCCAAGAAGAUGAAACAAGCUGGUUAUGUGCCAGAUAUGAGAUGGGCUUUAGUUAAAGAUGAUGUCACGGGGGGAGAAGAGAAGGAGGUAAUGUUAGGGCAUCACAGUGAGAAGCUUGCAAUUGCAUUUGGUUUGAUUAGCACUCCAGACGGAGAACCUAUACUUGUGAUGAAGAACCUAAGAAUAUGUGGGGACUGCCAUAAUGCAAUUAAAUUUAUUUCGGCUAUUACUGACAGGGAAAUUACUGUUAGGGAUGCACAUAGGUUUCAUUGUUUCAAAGAAGGGAGUUGUUCUUGUGGAGAUUAUUGGUAAUAAUGAUGUGUCCUAGAUCAUUAACCUCUAUGAAUGAUUGAGGUUUUGUUUGUUGAUCAAUACAAAUUGGCAUACAACUGUUAUUGGAAACAGUGGUAGUUGAAACAGACAUACCUUAAAAAUGCAUGUGGGAGGCUGUGUGUAGAAAUGUCAAAUUGAUGUUUAUUCCUCCAAAGGGGGUGAAGUCCAAUCAUUUUAGCUGAAGUGACUCUCAUAUGUGAUGAGAUGACACAUAUCUCUCACCAAAUUGUAUUGAUCAACUGACAAUGUUUCAGGUUGAAAGUUGUAACAACUAUGGUUCCAAACACAACCUAAGAAAUAUGGUUUCCUGGUGAAGAUGGUCUUGGAGAUGUCAAAUAUUGCAGCGUUUCUCACAUUUAGUUUGGAGACAAUUCCUCAAGUUUCGCCACAAAGGGGGUUCAUUGAGAAGGGUUUCAACAUGACUCUAGUUUUGAAAGGGGGUAGAAGGAUUUCAUGGAGAGAAAUCGCCAAUCACCCAAGAGUAGAUUCAAGGUGAAACAGGAUUAUAUGUGGCUAGACAGGGUUUCAGAAAACAGUGGAAGCUCCAAGUUCUAGUUCUAGUUCUGUGCCAGUGCCACCACCUCCAGGUAUUGAAACAAAACCCAAAGCACAAGCAUGCCCGUUAUAACUCUUGGCUCCUGAGGCUCAAGAGAUUUUUCAGGUGCGAGGUCAAAGGAUGGCAAACCACUUCCCACCAUCGUAUUUUACUCUGCUUUAUAUUUGUUUUAGUUAUCUCUUUAAAGCUCAAGUUGUGUUGUGGUCUUUUAUUUUACUUACAUAUCUCGAUGUUGUCUUCUACUAGAUUUGUCUUGGAGUCCACCAUGUUUGUGAACAUGUCUUCUUCAUCUUGCUGGCUGAAGACGAUAAAGAUUAGAAAAAAAAAUGUUGUGUUUUUGGUUUUAGUUUUCAGUGCUUUGUUUGUUCGUUUGACAAUUUCCAUUCUCCUAUUCUUCUUCUAUUCCUCUCAUCUGUUGAA